Messenger RNA from Corylus avellana, 1550 nucleotides. RefSeq names its product large ribosomal subunit protein uL4. Gene Ontology annotation, molecular function: structural constituent of ribosome. The record is from RefSeq and is a predicted model, not a curated record. Gene Ontology annotation, cellular component: ribosome. Lineage: Eukaryota; Viridiplantae; Streptophyta; Magnoliopsida; Fagales; Betulaceae. Gene Ontology annotation, biological process: translation.
AGCUGCUCUGCUUCCUUCUUGCGUUCUCUUGCGUCUCUCUCAAAGUUUUUUCUUUCCCAGAGGCCAAAUCAAAACCCUAGCUACGUCCCUCAAAAAAAAAAAGAAACCCCUAGCUACGUCUGUUGAUUGAGGGCAGGAUAACCUAAGCCCAUUUCCGCCAAACCUAUAUAACCCAGUAAAACGAAGGUCCUCAGUCUCUUCUCUUUCACAUUCACGCACUCAGCAGCAAUGGCCGCCGCACGUCCUCUCGUCACGGUCCAACCACUCGAGGCCGAUAUGGCCACCGACUCCGCCACCACCGUGCACCUGCCGGACGUCAUGAAGGCCCCAAUGCGACCCGACGUCGUAAGGUUCGCCCACGCCAACCUAUCAAAGAACAAACGACAGCCCUACGCCGUGUCGAAGAGCGCGGGCCACCAGACCUCCGCCGAGUCGUGGGGAACCGGGCGCGCCGUGUCCCGUAUACCCCGCGUCUCCGGAGGGGGCACCCACCGCGCCGGGCAGGCCGCCAUCGGCAACAUGUGCCGUGGCGGCCGCAUGUUCGCCCCAACCAAGAUCUGGCGGCGCUGGCACCGUAAGGUCAAUGUCAAUCUCAAGCGCUACGCCAUCGUUUCGGCCAUCGCCGCCUCCGCUGUCCCGUCCCUCGUCCUCGCCCGCGGUCACCGCAUUGAGUCCAUCCCCGAGCUGCCCCUCGUCAUCAGCGACUCCGCCGAGAGUGUUGAGAAAACCUCGGCAGCUCUCGGGGUGCUGAAGCAGAUCGGUGCCUACUCCGACGCCGAGAAGGCCAAGGACAGCCACGCGAUCCGUCCCGGCAAGGGCAAGAUGCGAAACCGCCGGUACAUCAACCGGAAGGGUCCACUGAUCGUCUACGGGACCGAGGGGGCCAGUCUCGUAAAGGCAUUCCGGAACAUUCCUGGGGUUGAGAUCGUGAACGUGGAGAGGCUGAACCUGCUGAAGCUGGCUCCGGGUGGUCACCUUGGGCGGUUGGUGGUCUGGACCAAGUCGGCCUUCGAGAAGCUGGACUCCAUCUACGGGUCGUUCGAAAAGCCAUCAGAGAAGAAGAAGGGCUAUGUGUUGCCGAGGGCUAAGAUGGUGAACGGUGACCUCUCCAGGAUUAUCAACUCCGACGAGAUUCAGUCCGUGGUUAGGCCAAUCAAGAAGGAGGUGAAGAGGGCGCCAAUGAAGAAGAACCCGCUGAAGAAUCUGAACGCCUUGCUGAAGCUCAAUCCCUACGCCAAGACCGCCAGGAGGAUGGCACUUUUGGCGGAGGCCGAGCGCGUUAAGUCCAAGGAGGAGAAGCUUGAAAGGAAGAGAAAGCCGAUCACUAAGGAGGAGGCUGCUGCUAUCAAGGCUGCAGGAAAAUCAUGGUACCAGACCAUGAUCUCUGAGAGUGACUAUGCCGAGUUUGAGAAUUUCACUAAAUGGCUCGGAGUCUCUCAGUGAAUUUACCUUCCUCAACCUUAAUUUAUUUUAGGUGUAUAGCGAUUUUGUUUGCUGGAGACUUCAAUUAACAUUCUGGGUUCUUGAUUUUUAAUCAGAAUAUAUUUUUG